Molecule: messenger RNA, 1991 nt
Organism: Triticum aestivum (bread wheat)
Lineage: Eukaryota; Viridiplantae; Streptophyta; Magnoliopsida; Poales; Poaceae
Product: casein kinase 1-like protein 3
Exons: 16
Coding region: 108-1340 (410 amino acids)
Biological process (GO): protein phosphorylation
Molecular function (GO): protein kinase activity; ATP binding
Source: RefSeq, a predicted model, not a curated record
GGCCUAACCCUGUCUGACCUUAUAGAAGCUUCAGCCGCUUCUUUGCCCCCCUCCUACCACCCUAACUCCAAACCCUAGCUUCCUAGCCUACGCGUCCCCGAGCGAGCAUGGAUCGGAUCGUCGGUAGCAAGUACAAGCUGGGCCGCAAGAUCGGGAGCGGCUCCUUCGGGGAGAUAUAUCUCGCCACGCAUGUCGACACGUACGAGAUUGUAGCCGUCAAGAUCGAAAACAGCAAAACCAACCAUCCCCAAUUGUUAUACGAGGCCAAACUGUAUAAUGCUCUUCAGGGAGGGACUGGUAUUGCAAACAUAAAAUGGUGUGGCAUUGAUGGCGAAGAAAAUGUUCUUGUUAUUGAUUUGCUUGGGCCAAGCCUUGAGGAUCUGUUUGUUUAUUGUGGCCGGAGAUUCUCACUGAAGACAGUUUUGAUGUUGGCAGAUCAGAUGAUAACAAGAAUAGAGUUUUUGCAUUCUAAGGGGUACUUGCACAGGGACAUCAAGCCCGACAACUUUCUUAUGGGCCUUGGUCGGAAAGCUAACCAGGUCUACAUCAUUGACUUCGGACUUGCCAAGAGAUACCGUGACUCAACCACGAAUCGCCAUAUACCCUAUAGAGAAAAUAAAAAUUUGACUGGCACAGCUCGCUAUGCAAGCUGCAACACUCAUCUUGGGAUUGAGCAAAGCCGAAGGGAUGAUCUGGAGUCCAUUGGAUAUGUUCUCUUGUAUUUUCUAAGGGGAAGUCUUCCUUGGCAGGGUUUAAAAGCUGCCACAAAGAAGCAGAAAUAUGACAAAAUAAGUGAGAAGAAGCUUUCAACACCUAUCGAGGUUUUGUGUAAAACCCAUCCUGUGGAAUUUGCUUCUUAUUUCCACUAUUGCCAUUCAUUGACAUUUGAUCAACGGCCAGACUACGGUUUUCUGCGACGGCUCUUUAGAGACCUGUCGGACCGUGAAGGGCACCAAUUCGAUCAUGUCUUUGACUGGACGCUGUUGAAGUGUAAGCAAACCCAGAAGGUGAAGGCUCAACAGCAAGAUCCUGGUGUAAGUAGCAGGCCGGUUGCAAAGAAUAUGGACAAACACCAAGUUAGUGGUUUACGUGCAGCUGAAGCUUCUUGUCAGCUUGAAGCAGAACAACGCCCAGUAAUCAGAAUGCAAAUAAGAUCUACUGCUGAGAACAGCCGUUCAAAUAAUCGACAUUCUGAUAAAUUGAGGGUGAGUGCUAGCACUGAUAAGGAAUUGCUGCAAUCAACAUCAUUUGGCCAUGCUGGUGCCCCAAGGAAGAACGGAUCAAUCUCCAAAACACCAUGGCUUGUCGAUCCCAACUCAGGACCUUCAAACCACCUUUAGCACUCUGAUCAGUCAGUUCCUAUGUUCAUGCCGGUCUAUUUAGUAACCAUUGGUCAUCUGGGUAUGGUUUCAGCUGAUAAUCCAAAGGCAACAUGUAAAUUUUAAGUUUCUAAGCUGUCCUCUCUACUAGUUGAAUAUGUGGUUGAUGUGAUGAUGUGAAUUCAACACCACUUAUCAUAUGCUUUUAGUUUGCAAGUUGACAUCUUAUUAAACAUAGAUGGGCUUUAGCGUCAAAUGUAUGUGGUUGGAUCUAACCAAGCAAGGGUUGUGAAGAGGGCCCUGUAAAGUAGGAGUACAUGAUUUUGGUUAGCAUGGGAUGCUUGGAUGAUUAUUAUUUUGACUGCUUCGAUGCCACUUCUUGUGUUCCGGUGGUUGAAAUCCAUUGCGAUUCUCAUGCCCAAAGUGCAAUCUGGUGCAGAUCACCAUGGAUGUGAUCACGUAUUUAAUACUCCCUCCGUCCAAAAAAAGCUUUCCUAGAUUUGUGUAGAUAUGAAUGUAUUUAGACACGUUUAUGUUAGAUACAUCCGUAUCUAGAUAAAUCUAAAGCAAAUUUUUUGAGACGGAGGUAAUAUAAGAGUAUGACCUUGUCGGACUGUAUCAUUUGAACCGAGCUAAAAAGGUGCUGAUCACCAUACAUGUAGUUACGUAUUU